Paramuricea clavata is the source of this 234-nucleotide messenger RNA. The record is from the annotation of a GenBank genome assembly. NCBI's taxonomy places the organism in Eukaryota, Metazoa, Cnidaria, Anthozoa, Malacalcyonacea, Plexauridae.
AUGAGUUUACAAGACGCAGUUAUGGAAAGCGAAAUCUCAGAAAACGAGCAGUCAAAUAUUCAUGACGAUGCGCAGCACUUAAGUGAAGUUAUAAAGCAAGAGCGCUUUGAAACCGCAAAAUCAUUGAAACGUGAAAUAUGCAUCCAAUGCCAUGAUAAAAUUCGUUUUGAUAAUUGGCUAAAAUGCUUGGAACUGCGAUAUUGGAUUGACUUCGGGAAUCAGGAUGAGUACAAC